Molecule: messenger RNA, 759 nt
Organism: Strongylus vulgaris
Lineage: Eukaryota; Metazoa; Nematoda; Chromadorea; Rhabditida; Strongylidae
Source: the annotation of a GenBank genome assembly
AUGGGUACAUCUGAGCUAAACAUUCUGGAUUUCCACUGCCGGAGGACUGUGCUGACCGUGGCAUUUGUGCUUUCUUUGCCGUUUUACGUUAGUAGGAUUGUGAUCACGGACUCAUGGUUAUUUCAUUGUUCAAGAUUUAACUUCGUAGUCGUCAAGCUAUCAGAUGUGCAGUUUCGCGUUAUAAACGCGGAGGAUACUAUGUCAGUUCAGAAUAGUCUCCAUCAAGCACUUGGUAUGAACCAAUAUCUGACAGUCGCCGUUUCCUUGCCCGAAGACAUCAAAUACAUGAAUUUCAUAUUCAAGAUCGAUAAUGUGUCCAUGCGGGAUUUGGAAUCGAAGCUUGGCCAAGAUCGAAUUGAAUUUUCUAGCGAAGUCCGGCUAAAGAUGUCACUUACCGACAAGUUUAUUGAGGCUUUUCUGGAUCAAGCUAAAAAGAAUCCACGUUAUCACAGUUACGUAAAAGAGGAUCUUGAACCGUGUCUUGGAUGUUCGGAGAAGCUUUCCAAUGUCAAACUAUGGCGAAAAUGUGAUGUAUUGGGAGUGGAUGGUGACGAAAAUGUGCCAAGAUCAAGUUGUAUGCCAUGUCAAUGUCGGCCCAUGUGGUGCGUCUCUUGCAUGGCUAGGAUUUUCCUUGCCAAGCAGGAUCAGUCGAUUCCAACGCGCUGGUUGGAGGGGACCUGUCCUUGCCCGACAUGCAGAGCAACGUUUUGUGUCAUGGACGUAGCUCUUCUCUCCUUUUAUGAUGAGGAUAAUGGCGUA